Messenger RNA from Lachancea lanzarotensis, 462 nucleotides. Its product is annotated as LALA0S06e04478g1_1. Lineage: Eukaryota; Fungi; Ascomycota; Saccharomycetes; Saccharomycetales; Saccharomycetaceae. Bases 1 to 462 code for a protein of 153 amino acids. The record is from RefSeq and is a predicted model, not a curated record. The transcript has 2 exons.
AUGUCCGCAUAUGAAGAAGAGCAUGCUACUACUCAAGCUACUGUCGACAAUAGACGGGAUCUAAGGGAACAAAUUCACGAGCUAUAUCAGGAGAAUGGUAACUCUAAUGUGCUUCUGCAACUGCUUUCACAGUUGAUCCCAGAAUCGAUGCAAGAAGAGCUUUUACAAGAUCAAAAACAAGGCUGUCCGGACGAUUACGUGGAUUCGCUUCCUCGAGUGAAAAAUGACAAAAUUGGCCACCAUGAAGCUUGCAGCAUAUGUUGCUGCAACUACCGAGAAGACGAUUAUCCUCUAGUGGUAGAACUUCCCCAUUGUGGUCAUCGUUUCGAUCUCGAAUGCGUGGCCGUCUGGCUAUCAAAGAGUACUACUUGUCCAUUGUGCAGAGACGAUGUUCUGUCGCACAAGCCCAAGAUCGACGUCAGUCAAGUCGAAAUAGAAGACGACUGGGGAAUGUACGGAUGA